AUGGGACAAGGCUACUCCCUCACAACCCUAUCUGCAGGGUCCGCAGGGAUAGAUGUACCAGAGCUCUCGGAUCUGGUAUAUGAGAAGUCUAUGGGUGGGGGUAGAUUUAUGAAGAGCAUCCGUGCAAGGCAACAAAAUGGCCUCGUUUUUGUCAAGGUAAUCAUGAAGCCUUAUCCGACUAUGGAGCUUGAGCCAUAUAUCAAGGCAAUUAUUCGGGAACGCAAGCUCUUAUCUGAUGUACCCAACGCAUUGAGCUACGAGAGGGUACUGGAGACAAGCACCAGUGGAUAUCUUGUACGCCAGUACAUUCACAGCUCUUUGUAUGACAGAAUGAGUACCCGCCCAUUUCUAGAAGAUAUCGAAAAGAAAUGGAUCACUUUCCAGCUCCUGGGAGCUCUGCGAGACUGCCAUUCACUCGAUAUCUUUCAUGGCGAUAUCAAGACAGAGAACAUUCUAGUCACUUCUUGGAACUGGCUCUAUCUGUCUGACUUUUCUUCCUCGUUCAAGCCCACAUUCCUGCCCGAGGAUAACCCAGCAAACUUCUCGUUCUACUUCGAUACAUCAGGUAGAAGGACUUGCUACUUGGCCCCGGAGCGGUUUCUAGUUGCAGGUGAAGAGCGCGGCAACCGUCACGUCAACUGGGCAAUGGAUAUUUUCAGUGCCGGCUGUGUCAUUGCUGAGCUCUUUCUCGAGUCCCCAAUCUUCACUCUUAGCCAAAUGUAUAAGUAUCGAAAGGGUGAAUACAGCCCAGAACACGGCCAAAUAUCCAAGAUUGAAGACCCAGAAAUUCGAGACCUGAUCCUGCAUAUGAUUCAACUGGAACCGGAAUCCCGUUAUUCUGCGGAGGAGUAUCUCAACUUCUGGAAAAACAAAGCCUUUCCUGAAUAUUUCUACAGCUUUCUUCAUCAAUACAUGUCUCUUAUGACAGAUCCGUCCUCGGGGAAAACAAAGGUGGAUGCAGAAUCAGCCAACGGAGGCGAACCUGAUGAUAGGAUAGAGCGAGUCUGUCUAGAUUUUGAUAAGAUCUCUUAUUUUCUUGGCAUUUCAUCCCCAGAACCUCAGAAUGUGUCUAAAUCCAGUCAAUUGCCGUUGGCAGGGGCGCUCCUUCCCGUGAAGGUCGAUUUGCCUGAGGGUGCGAACAAUCAACCUUCUGGGACACAAUCGGAUGAGGGUGUCUUGAUCUUUCUGACUCUUGUUGUCUCCAAUAUUCGCACUACAUCUAAAGCUUCGGCUCGAAUCAAAGCCUGUGACAUUCUUCUGGCCUUUGCAGAAAGACUGUCGGAUGAAGCUAAGCUGGAUCGUGUCUUGCCUUACAUUAUGAUUCUUUUGACCGACCGAAUAGAUGCAGUGAAAGUUGCGGCAAUCCGUACUUUGGCGCAAUUAUUGGAGAUGGUUCAGGUGGUAUCUCCCGUAAAUGCCUAUCUUUUCCCUGAAUACAUCUUUCCACGGCUUCAGCAUUUCAUCAUAUCGUCAAAGAGCAAUCCAAGUAGUAUGGUCCGUGCUGCUUAUGCUUCAUGCAUUGCCUCUCUGGCGCAAUCAUCCUUGAGGCUCUUGGACAUGAUCCAGGCUCUACGUUCAGAUUCUCGAUUAACAUCGAUGGUUCCUGUGGGCUUUGAGCCACGAUGGACUGAAGAUGCCACAUAUCACAACCUCUACGACGUGGCUAGAAUCGAUCUUAUAGACUACUUUGAAGUUCACACAAAGGCGCUCCUCACCGACGCGGAUCCCUCCGUUCGCCGAGCCUUCUUGGGGUCCGUGUCUCGACUCUGUGUGUUCUUCGGCAAUUUGAAAGCAAAUGAGGUCAUUCUCAGUCAUCUCAAUACCUACCUGAACGAUCGAGAUUGGAUCCUUAAAUGUGCCUUCUUUGAGACACUCGUUGGCGUCGCCAUAUACGUGGGAAGCACUAGCUUGGAGCAGUAUAUCUUACCUUUGAUGAUUCAAUCUAUGACGGAGGCAGAAGAAUUUGUGGUGGAGAAGGUCAUUCGGUGCCUGGCAUCUAUGGCUGAUCUCGGGUUAUUUCAGCGAUCUACAACAUGGGAGCUCCUUCAUAUUACAGUUGGAUUCUUAGCUCACCCUAAUAUCUGGAUUCGGGAGGCAGAAGUGAAUCUGGUGGUCAAGUCAGCCAAAUUUUUGUCUGUGGCUGACGUUCACUCUAUUCUAAGCCCGCUUGUUCGACCCUUUCUUAAAGUUAAGGUUGUUAAUUUUUCUGAGGUCGAAAUACUUGAUGCACUCAAGCGCCCCAUGCCAAGAAAUGUAUAUGAUAUGGCCUUCCUUUGGUCCUCGAAAUCCGACAGAGGAAUCUUUUGGAAGUCAGCCAGUCGAGAAGGAGCCUUCAGUCUUUCUGAACCAGGCUCACAGGGUUUUAGGACCGGCCGUUCAAUAUCAAUGGGCACACAAUUGAAGAACGAAGAAGAUGAACAAUGGCUCGCUAAGCUGCGGAACCUUGGGAUGGGUGCGGAUGAUGAGUUCAAGUUACAUGCACUUAAGGAUUAUAUAUGGAAGGUAUCACUGAGGCAAGUAAGGGAUGUCGACACAGAACCAACACUGCCGUUGCACGAAAUCAUUAAAUUGAGCCGUCAUGGUCUUACACCUCAAACGGUAUUCUUCGAUAGGAAUUUGGACGAAAGGCCACAGAGCACACCACGGGAUCGAAAUGAAAGUCCUCCACCGGAGGCAUCAAGACCACGAACCAUCACUGAUGCACUAUUGGACGCCUCCACGACCAUCGAGCAGUCACCAAAUACUCCCCAUACCCACCAAAGACUUCUUAGGCCAAGAAGCCAGCUUCAAAGGGGAACAGAGCUUGAACAUCCGAGUCACCCCGGAGAGGUCGGACUCGACUCUUCUGUUUCUUCCUCUUCGCCCAUUACCUCAUCGCCUGCUGCAGGUCCUGGCUCUCGACCAUUGUCUCCGCCUGGCUCAGAGACCCAGCGCUCUGAUCGACUAAGUGCUGGGAAAGAUACCCCAUCUACAAUGCCCACUCAGACUGACAACUUGUCGCCAAAAGACAACUCUGGCGGAGUUCAGAGAAAGCUAAGUGCAAUCAACCUUCUUGGUCGCAACGAUACCACCAAGACAUAUGCGGAAACAAGCACAAGCUCGGCAAAUGCAUUUGGAAAGGUAGACGCUCCAGUUCAAAGAGCGAGAACUCCUCAACCACCAGGACUCUCUCGAACACAUGACCGCAAGUCAGCACACUCUACUACGCGGCAAUACCAUGUCAACCACUCGUAUAAAGGCGACGAUCCUGUCGUUCUACGACUGCUAGACAAUGUUUUCUCUGAGAACUAUCCUACAGAUCUUUUUGAUCUAGGUCCAUACGUCAAAGAGCUAGAUCCACGACAGCCAAUUCGCAAAGCCAGCGGAAUGCACGACUCCACUAAGAUAUGGAGGCCCGAAGGGAAUCUGGUAGCAACCUUUGGCGAGCACAGUGGUCCAGUUAAUCGUAUUGCAGUGCCUCCCGAUCACUCUUUCUUCAUAACUGCAUCUGAUGACGGCACGGUCAAAAUUUGGGAUACGAGUCGUCUAGAACGAAAUUUGACUCCUCGGUCCCGCCAAACAUACCGCCAUUCUAUGGGGGCACGAGUAAAGGCAUUGACAUUUGUUGAAGACACCUAUACCUUCGUCAGUGGUGCAACAGAUGGUAGCAUACAUGCUGUCCGAAUUGAUUACCAAAAGGUGAGCGAACAUGCUCGAUACGGUAAACUGCAACUCGUUCGUGAGUACCAAAUACCGCUCACUGAGGACGGAACUCCUGAAUACGCUGUCUGGAUGGAACACUUCCGAGAUGAAGGUCAAUCAACCCUUCUUGUUGCCACCAACGCCUGCCGGAUUCUCGCACUGAACAUGAAGACCAUGCUACCUAUUUUCACGUUGGAGAAUCCUGUUCAUCAUGGAACCCCCACCACUUUCUGCUGUGAUCGACGACACACUUGGCUCCUCGUGGGUACAACACACGGUGUACUAGACCUCUGGGAUCUCCGAUUCCGAGUACGGCUCAAGGCCUGGGGGUUGCCAGGCUGGGGAUCAAUCCAACGAAUUCAAUUACACCCCACCAAGCCACGUGGUAGAUGGGUUUGUGUGUCUAGCAGUGGGAGCCGUGGCAAUGAAAUUACGGUUUGGGAUAUUGAGAAAUUCCGUUGUCGGGAGGUCUAUCAAGCUACUCCUUUGAACGCCUACGAGGACUCACCAAAUGGCACACAUCGUGUCUCUCGCGUUGCCAACGGUCGUCCACAAGUCAGCACGACUAGAGACUUCGAUGCAUGGCCUGUAGACGAAGACCGCCCGGAAGGAAUGCUCAGUCGCUUUGCUACAGUCAACCCGGAGGCAGAUAAGCCACGAAUAACAACCGAAAAGGACUCAUCCUCACCACCAAGUGCACCCUCUGGUGAUCGACUUGGGACCUGGGCCUUUACAGUGGGGUUGAAUCCUCCCGAUGACGACAAAGCUUCCAGCACCCGGUGCGGAUUCAUCGUGUCUGCCGGAUGUGACCGCAAAAUUCGGUUCUGGGAUCUUGCUCGCCCAGAAUCAUCAACUAUCGUCAGCGGCUUAGACAUAUCUCCAGAUGGCACCCCCGCUGGUAAACCGCGCUAUGAUUUGUCUCAACCUGGGCCUAAUCUGUUGGUUACUACGGAGCACCUACCCAGUGCUUCUGGUAGCGGUAACGCUGCCUCCGGUGGGUCUCGAAAAGGGGCAAAUUCACGACCCCCCCGUGGCACGGUCAUUAGUCUUCAGCAGCAGAUGCUUCUCAAAAGUCAUCUGGAUAUUAUUCAGGAUGUCGCCGUGUUACGGCAGCCGUACGGCAUGAUCGUCAGUGUUGACCGGGCGGGAAUGAUCUAUGUCUUCCGAUAA
Messenger RNA from Penicillium angulare, 4851 nucleotides. RefSeq names its product ubiquitin-binding serine/threonine protein kinase VPS15. The record is from RefSeq and is a predicted model, not a curated record. The coding region runs from base 1 to 4851 and encodes 1616 amino acids. The transcript has 3 exons. Gene Ontology annotation, molecular function: ATP binding; protein serine/threonine kinase activity; protein binding. Gene Ontology annotation, biological process: protein targeting to vacuole; macroautophagy; autophagy of peroxisome. Lineage: Eukaryota; Fungi; Ascomycota; Eurotiomycetes; Eurotiales; Aspergillaceae. Gene Ontology annotation, cellular component: late endosome; phosphatidylinositol 3-kinase complex, class III, type I; phosphatidylinositol 3-kinase complex, class III, type II.